AUGAUCUCGAGGUCGGCUCUCUCGAAAAGCGUGCAGCACGCCGCUCGCCGGUCAGGCGCCGUGUCUCGCCGCGGCUUCGCUGCCGCCGCCGCUGCUCCCACCGGAUCGUACGAGACUGCCGACAUCAGCGGCCUCAAGGUUGCCUCCAAGGACACCCACGGCCCGACCACGACGCUGGCGGUUGUGGCCAAGGCCGGCACUCGCUACCAGCCGCUGCCCGGCCUGACGUACGGCCUGGAGCAGUACGCUUUCAAGACUACCCAGCGACGAUCUGCCCUGCGCAUCAACCGCGAGUCUGAGCUUCUCGGAGGCCAAUUGGAAGCGUCCCACACCCGUGAGGCUCUCGUCAUCCAGGCCAGCUUCCUGCGCGACGAUCUGCCCUACUUCGCCGAGCUCCUGGCCGAGGUUGUGUCCCAGACCAAGUAUACCACUCACGAGUUCCACGAGGAGAUUGAGCGAGUUCUGCCCUUUAAGAAGGCUGCCGUCAACGCCGAUGUGGCCGGCCUUGCCCUGGACAACGCCCACGCCGUCGCCUUCCACAAUGGCCUCGGUGCCGCCCUGAACCCCUCCGCCUCGACCCCCUUCCAGAAGUACGUCAACGAGGAGUACGUUUCCAGCUUCGCCGACGUUGUCUACUCCAAGCCCAACAUUGCCGUUGUCGCCGACGGCGCCGGUGCCCAGAACGUGUCCAAGUGGGUCGACCAGUUCUUCAAGACCGUUCCUGCUGCUGCCCGCAGCGGCCAGACGCUCAAGACCGAGGCCACCAAGUACUAUGGUGGUGAGCAGCGAACCAGCCACCCUGCUGGCAACGCCGUCGUGAUUGCCUUCCCCGGUUCCGACAACGCCGGCUCCAAGCCCGAGAUUGAGGUUCUGGCGACUCUCCUCGGCGGCCAGUCCACCAUCAAGUGGACCCCUGGCUUCAGCCUGCUGGCCAAGGCCACUGCUGGAACCUCUGGCCUUUCUGUCGGUGCUUCCAACCAGGCCUACUCCGACGCUGGCCUUCUGACCAUCCAGUUGUCUGGUGCUGCUGCCUCUGUCCGCAAGGCUGCUGAGGAGACGGUCAAGGCUCUCAAGGCCGUUGCUGCCGGCAACGUCAGCAAGGAGGACGUGGCCAAGGCUGUCGCCAACGCCAAGUUCAACCUUCUCGAGAAGGCCCAGACCCGUGGCGCCAGCGUCCUGCUGGCGGGUACCUCCCUUGUCCACAGCGGCAAGGUCCAGGACCUCCCUGCCCUGGCCAAGUCUCUGGACGCCGUCACUGCCGAUAAGCUGAAGACGACUGCCAAGGCUCUCCUCGACGGAAAGGCAACCGUCUCUACCGUUGGUGACCUGUUUGUGCUGCCUUAUGCUGAGGAGCUGGGUCUGCGUGUAUAG
Molecule: messenger RNA, 1371 nt
Organism: Trichoderma citrinoviride
Lineage: Eukaryota; Fungi; Ascomycota; Sordariomycetes; Hypocreales; Hypocreaceae
Product: LuxS/MPP-like metallohydrolase
Exons: 4
Coding region: 1-1371 (456 amino acids)
Cellular component (GO): mitochondrion
Molecular function (GO): metal ion binding
Source: RefSeq, a predicted model, not a curated record